GCUGGGGCGGCAGCCGGAGCGGCGGGGACGGGCCUGGCGCCGGCGGCGGCGGAGGGGGCGCCGCGGGCGGGCGAUGUGAGCGCGGCGCUCUCGGCAGGUAUACAUUUAUCAAGGUGGAGAAAUGAGUUGUGGAUUUCUACAUGUCUCUGGAUCCUUUCAGUUGAAGCACUUGUUGAAAAUCUGACUGCUGAAUUUAGCUUAGUGAAGGUCAUCAACUGAAUGCAGUUUUAAUAUCUAAUGGUUAUUUUCUGGUUGAUAUUGAUGGCACGGAAAACCUCACGGAAGAAAGCAAUUCAAGAUUGCGCUUCAUGUCAGUAGAAAUGGACAGCAGCAGUUUUAUUCAGUUUGAUGUGCCCGAGUACAGCAGCACUGUUCUGAGCCAGCUAAACGAACUCCGCCUGCAGGGGAAACUAUGUGACAUCAUUGUCCACAUUCAGGGUCAGCCAUUCCGAGCCCACAAAGCCGUCCUCGCUGCCAGCUCCCCCUAUUUCCGGGACCAUUCAGCAUUAAGUACCAUGAGUGGCUUGUCAAUAUCCGUGAUUAAAAAUCCCAAUGUGUUUGAACAGUUGCUGUCAUUUUGUUACACUGGAAGAAUGUCCUUGCAGCUGAAGGAUGUUGUCAGCUUUCUGACCGCCGCCAGCUUUCUUCAGAUGCAGUGCGUCAUUGACAAGUGCACGCAGAUCCUGGAGAGCAUCCAUUCAAAAAUCAGCGUUGGAGAUGUUGACUCCGUGACUGUCGGCGCUGAGGAGACAACCGAGAGUCGUAAUGGAGUUAAGGACAGCAGCUUCUUUGCCAACCCGGUUGAGAUCUCCCCUCCGUAUUGCUCUCAGGUACGGCAGCCCACCACGAGCAGCGACCUUCGGAUGGAGACAACGCCCAGCAAAGCUCUGCGCAGCCGCUUACAGGAGGAAGGGCACUCGGACCGAGGGAGCAGUGGGAGCGUUUCCGAGUACGAGAUUCAGAUAGAGGGGGACCAUGAGCAAGGGGACCUGCUGGUGAGGGAGAGCCAGAUCACCGAGGUGAAAGUGAAGAUGGAGAAGUCGGACCGGCCCAGCUGUUCCGACAGCUCCUCGCUGGGGGACGACGGGUACCACACGGAGAUGGUGGACGGGGAGCAAGUUGUGGCAGUGAACGUGGGGUCGUACGGCUCCGUGCUGCAGCAUGCCUAUUCCUAUUCCCAAGCAGCCUCACAGCCAGCCAGCGUCUCCGAAGCUUUUGGAAGUUUGAGUAAUUCCAGCCCGUCCAGAUCCAUGCUGAGCUGUUUUCGAGGAGGGCGCGCGCGCCAAAAGCGGGCUUUGUCCGUCCACCUGCACAGUGAUCUGCAGGGCUUGGUGCAGGGUUCCGAUAGCGAAGCGAUGAUGAAUAACCCCGGGUACGAGAGCAGUCCCCGGGAGAGGAGUGCAAGAGGGCACUGGUACCCAUACAAUGAGAGGUUGAUCUGUAUUUACUGUGGGAAGUCCUUCAACCAGAAAGGAAGCCUUGACAGGCACAUGCGGCUCCACAUGGGCAUCACCCCCUUUGUGUGCAAGUUCUGUGGGAAGAAGUACACGCGCAAGGACCAACUGGAGUACCACAUCCGGGGCCACACCGAUGACAAACCAUUCCGCUGUGAGAUCUGCGGCAAGUGCUUUCCAUUCCAAGGUACCCUCAACCAGCACCUGCGGAAAAACCACCCUGGCGUCGCCGAAGUCAGGAGUCGCAUCGAGUCCCCCGAGAGAACAGAUGUGUACAUGGAACAGAAACUAGAAAAUGAUGCAUCGGCCUCAGAGAUGGCCCUAGAUUCCCGGAUGGAAAUUCACACAGUGUCUGAUGCUCCUGAUUAAGAUGGUAACGAAGUGCACCCAAACAAAGCACAUUAAUCAAUGCAUAUUUGUGAUUUGCUUUGUUGUAAUCUUUGGUUUUCCCAACCAUCUGGAAAUCUCUCGGUCUCUUGGCAGUUUUUCGAAGGUUUCUGGAAGGAACACUUCAUUGUGUUUAUCCUUUCCCCCUGCCCUCCCCCUCCCAAGGAGCUCAAAGCAUGAAGGGCAACGUAUCCAGGGAAAACACAGGCUGACAGUAUUCCUCUUUGGCUGAACUCUUAAUCCAAAAUCUGCCAGUGAUUUAGCUAUGCCAACUGGUUGACCCUACAUUCUCUGCCAAGAGGCAUACUCUCUUCGUUGUGUGCACUCUGGCACUGGUGCAUUUCCAUGGAGAGAGACCAGGAUGCCGUCAGCUGAUACAAAUGGGUAACCUUUUCUAAUUUAAAAUUACUUCUAGGGGGUAGUUAGACAAUUUAUAUAUAUAUAUAUAAUAAAGCGAUUAUUAUAUAUAUAGUAUAUAUACAUUCUCAAAUUUGAUUUUAUUCUGGUUGAGGUGAAUGUACGAGGAAUAUAUAAUUUAAUACAAUGUGAACAGGGCUUUUGACUCUGUCUCGUCCCUACCUGAUGUUAGGGUUUUGCCCCUUUAUUUCCCUUACAAAAGAAUGUUCAUAGGUUUUCAUAUAUAGUAAUCAUUGUGUCCAAAAGCAAGCAAAGCAAAUCACAGUGUUCAUAGCUCUGCUUCAUAACAAGUACAUAAACCAAAUGCCAUAAAAUGUAUUCAACUCUAGUUGGAAACCGUUUGGAAUUUUUGUUCGUUGUCCAGUAGGUAAGCUGGAUGACCCGUGGUGCUGACCUUUUUACAUAUUGUAGUGUUAUAUUAGCCAACCCCAAAGGAGCAGUGGUUUUCAAUGUUUUUACUGGCUUACGAAUCUACCUUCAUUCCGUACUGUAGAAACAUACAUACCAGGUAACUAAAUCGAAUCACUCUACCAUGAGUUAGUACUCGCACUAAAGGAAAGGGAUUUGUAGUUCUGUCUACAAAAUUCUCCAAGCAGUGUUGUGGGUUUUUUUGGUUUUUUGUUUUUGGUUUUUUUCCCUCUCUCUCUCUCUCUCUCUUUUCAAACAGCUAGUUCAGGUGCACAGCAACUUUUCUACAUGCAGUUCCCAGGGAAACUGCAGAACUUGGAAUUUGUACUUUUUGUAAAGAUAUACUCUAUGGGAAUUGCAAGCAAUAUCUCUAUCUUAGUAUUGUGUGUGCUCACGAGAGCAGUGGCUCCCCCACUCUCAGUGUUUCCUGCUUAAAGAAACCAACAGUCCAAAAGCCCUCUACGAUACUCUGUGUGUCACCAAAUCUGUGUGUGUCACCAUUUUUUUGGUCACGUGGUGCUAUUUCUAUGUUCUGUAUCUUUUAGGUCAGUAUAGUUGUAGAAAAUGUGAAGUCUAACGGUCAUAGUGAAUUACAGGUUUUUUUUCCCCUCUCUUGAGUUUGUAGCUUGAAGAGAGACCUCAAAAUCAUGCGCUGGCAAACACAUUACUGUACGAGAACACGCCUGAGUCCUAUUUGAGUAACGUUCUGUGAGCGCUUUAGGAGAUGUCUUCAGUUCUGUGUUUUGUUUACCCGUGUGCUCCUAGUAAACCCAACGGGCUUGCCGAGAUUUCUUCGGGCCGUGAACUCCCCCGGAGGAGUCUCGUCAGCAGUCGGACGGCGCGUUUGUGCCGCAGGCCGCCCGCGGAAUCUCUGCGCGAGAGCCUUGGCCCUGAGACUCGCAGCCCGUGUGUCUCAACGGGGGAACAGCACAAACCACCUAAAAGCAACACAGACACGGGAAAGACCAACCUCAGAGGCUAGGAGUUAAAGGAAUGCAAAAAUAGACGUUUGCUGGUUUUCCAUGCUUUUUUGGCUCUUAAAAUAAAUACCAAGAGUGGCGGGGGUCCGGGGGGCGGGGUGUUCCGGGGAGGUUUUUGUUUCGUUUCGCUUUGUUAUUUCGAGAAAAGAAAACCAUCCGGGCCCUUGUGUGUGAUGGCCCCCGGGGGUGGGAGCCGUGCGGUAGCAUCUCGUUGGCACCCAGGAUCUCUCUGUUCCCGUGUGAGCCGCUGCGCCACGCGUCAGUGUUACGACGGACAGAUCACACUCUAAUCCUGCUGCUCCCGAGGAGCAGCUUUUGCUAAAUCGGGUAUACGGUAUGCCUUUUCCUGUCAAACUGCCUAAGUAAGGGGUGCGUUCUCUCCCUGAAGCACUUGCUCAACUCCUGUCAAAGCCGCGUGCCUCAAGGGGAGGCUGGACCCCAAGUGUUUACCCACUUAAAUAUGUUCUGGGGUUUCAGGUAAAUGUUUGUGAUUUUUUUUUUUUUUCCUUACAUGAGUAAGCUUGGUUUUGAUUUUUCUUUUCAAGAAUUAAAUGCAAAAAAUUUGUGUGGUGAUACAAAUUAAGUUUGUGACAAGAAAUGCCCAAAUCAAGGACAUGAGAGGUCAGGCUCAGGGAAGGAACCUCCUUUUCACUCAGGCUUGGGGCCUUCUGAGGGGUCUCCAGAGCAUUCCGUGAUAGGUGAGACAAGUCAGGAGGGGAGAGCACUUGGGGCAGGUACCUCGAAUAUCCUAGUUCUUGUCAUUGUGUCCGUCUUAACCUUAUUUACAUGGAGUUCUUUGUAUUUGUCAAUUUGUUUAACUGGUUUGAGUUUACCAAAGAGUGACUUAUCCAAAAUUGUCUUUGACAAAACUAUACAUUGCUUUGAUUGUACAGUUCAGGUUCAGACAUUGUAAUGGGACUGUUAAGGGGCAGAAAAUUGAUUGAGUUUCUCUCUAAUAACCAUGAUUCCACAUCUUGCAAGUUCCACUUGCCUCCCAUUCAUGUUGCUAACACUUUACCCUUUCCACUGCUAGCAGUGUUAAGAAUGAAUUCUCAAGCCAUAACCCAGUACUGUAAGGUUCCACAGGGCUUCGAGGAGGCAGAGCGGAGGCCAGCGCAGAGCUGGGCAGCCUCUCUGAGCGAGCACGCCGUCGUGCUUCUCAGUGUGCGUGGCGGGUGGAAGGUUAACUCCAUUCAGAUCGGGCAGCAGCAAUUAAUUGUGCCUUGUCACAUGAGGACGUGCCAGGAGGAUGAACAUGGCCACAGAACAGAAACAUUCUCUCCCCGAAGGUCCCUUCACGUCUCCGCAGACGAAGUUCGCUGUGUAACUCCUGAGAGCAACUCUUUUUGGAAAGCAAAGUCCCGAUUUCUGUACAGUUUUAGGUUAGAUGUUUCAUUUAUAACAAAUGCAAAAGUCAAUUAAGAUAGAAGUGAUAUGUGAAGAAAUCUUUUACAGCAAAACAUAUCCUGAAUUCAUAUAGGUCUGUUCAUAAUUGAGUCUCUUCUCGAGCUACCUUUCCCAAUACGUAGACAAUGUGAAGACAGUGACGGCGUCCUUUCUAGGUGUUUCACCUGUUACUACAAACUGUGAAAACAAAGGAUUUUAUACUUUUACUAAUGUUUGUGGUUUUAAACAGUUGUUUUCAUUCUAAUCAGUUCUCUCCCCUCUAAUUUCUACUAAAGCUGUAAAUACAUUUAGAAAUUAUAUUUGUAAAUACAGCAUAUGAAGACAAGUUAAUUUUUUGGUCAGUGGAAAGCCUCCCAAUUGGCUCUGCCUUGGCAGUUUUGUUUUUUUGUUCGUGUGUGUGUGUGUGUGUGCGCACGCGUGUGUGUGUUUUAACAGCAGAAAGGAUACUGUCGGUUCACUGUUAAGCAGAAUAUACUGUAGAACUAAAUUGAUAAUUUUCCAGCUUCCAGAGCAUGAGUAGAUGUCUUUUCUCAUGAUAGCAGUUAUAACCAAGUCUUUGUUUUUCCCUUAGCCCAGACCAUAGGCCUGCAUAUCUUUGUGUGUGGUUUUUGUUUUUACUUUUAUUUUUCCAGCCUAGACUCUAGGAAGAACUUGCAGGAACACAAAACAAGGGCUGGGGGAGGGGGAGGGGGUGGGAAUCAUCUACGUGAAUGAGCUUUACUUUAAAGAAAUCAAUGUAUUUUAUUUUAACAACUUUUUCUAUUAGUUACUGUGAUUUUUGUUGUUGUCUUUGUUAUUGUUAAAUUCUGUAAUGGUUUCCUGUGAAGCCUCCACUGAAAGGGACUCAAAUAUGCAACACCUAAACUAUUUUCCAAGGGCACACGCCCCUUGAAUGGUGCUUCUAGACUGGUCAGGGUUAUUUAUUAAAUUUUAUAUAUGAAAGUAUUGGGGAAUUAUGUAAAUUCUUUAUAUGAAACUAUCUAGUUCAUAAAUCAUAGAUUUCAUAUUACUCAGUGCAACUGAACUGAACGUUCAGAAGAGUCAUUCACAUUGUUCCAAAUUUGUAAUGGUUGUCGCACGUCACAUACGUCUUCUUCAGUAAGUGCCAGAGUGUUUCCACUGUUUCUGCCCGGUGCUCGACUUCUCGGCCCGGAAGAGGACCUUGUUUUCCCUGGUUCCCCUCUGGGCCUGGCACACAGGGCUCCUGUAGUUCUUGGUCAAGUCCUGGAGCGAGCCCUGCCGCAGACGCAGUAACCAGACCUCUUGCUGCCCCUCAGUGACAAGUAUGCUGUGAAUUCAACCUUUGGACUUGCUGCCCAAGCCUUUGGUUGCUGCCCUGACUAUAGUAAGAGGUAAACUUACCUGGUUUCUUUGAGAAUGACCAUUUUCCUAAUGUGAAAACCAUCUCUCUCACCACUUUUAUUAGUAGGGCUAACAUUUUUUUCCGUUAUAAAUGGUUGAGCAAUUUGAAUGACUUAACACAGUGUCAUUAUCUUGCAAUAUAAACUGGUAACCUCACAAGCCCACACUUCAUCACCAUAUGAAGUAAAUGAAGCUAGCUAAGCGGAUGCUGUAUCAACUAGUAACUUGCCAUUAAGGAUUAUUUUAUAGCAUGAAUUUAAGACUAUUUAUUCAAAUGAUAUUUUACUCUUGUAUUCAUUUUGUUUUAGAUUUGUGACAUGAAUAUUUCAGUGCUGCUUAAUUUUGUUCUGAAUUCUUGUUUCUUGCUUGUAAAUGGCUUUUUUAUGGUAUAAAGUCAAUGGAAAUUGCUGUUUGUAAAUAAAAAUGCUGCUAGAGCAAA
Mirounga angustirostris (Northern elephant seal) is the source of this 6854-nucleotide messenger RNA. RefSeq names its product zinc finger and BTB domain containing 34 (gene ZBTB34). Gene Ontology annotation, molecular function: RNA polymerase II cis-regulatory region sequence-specific DNA binding; DNA-binding transcription factor activity, RNA polymerase II-specific; protein binding. Lineage: Eukaryota; Metazoa; Chordata; Mammalia; Carnivora; Phocidae. The coding region runs from base 309 to 1823 and encodes 504 amino acids. The transcript has 4 exons. The record is from RefSeq and is a predicted model, not a curated record. Gene Ontology annotation, biological process: regulation of transcription by RNA polymerase II.